UCGCAUCCGUUCAUCUGAACCCCGACCGCAGGUACCCUCCCUCAUCCGACCAAACGUAAGGUAGUGACCCCUGGGUGUAUCGUACAAAUAUCGCACUGGAAGAUCCGACCCCAUGGCAUGAACUCGCUUCUCUUUGAGCGGUCCACGGGCAACGUGGGCCCGGAAGUGUUUGCCCGGAUCCAGACAAGCUCACUUCUGAGGUCGUUCGCCGCCGCCCCGCGCUUCCGUUUCGAUGGCGGAGAACGCUCUCUGGUGGGUGGCAGUGGCCAGAGACAUGCAGUCAGCGCUGCGACAUCAUUAGUCCGGAACUCUGCUGCCCAUAGCAAUGACAACGACAACCACCGGCUCCAGCCGUCGUCGUCGUCGUCGUCUAUCUGGGCUCACCAGGCUGGCGUGAGUGCGCUGGCUUUGGAGCGCUUCGAUGGCCGAACGCCUUUGCGUCCCGCGCUGCCCGCCUUACCUUAGACUCAUCUCCGGCGGCUCAGACGGGACCAUCAAGCUGUGGGAUCUCGAGCAAUGCUCCAACCCAUCCUCACCACCACAAGCACAUACCUACCGCCCGCUGGCCACCAUACCACGCGCCAACAACACCAGCACCAGCACCAUCACCAGCAACUCCCCCACCGCCGCGGCAGCCCACCGCUUCGGAAUAACCCACCUCUCCUUCUACCCCCUCGACCCAGGCGCCUUCCUCUCCACCUCCUACGACCAAACCCUCAAACUCUGGUCCACCUCACAGGCACAGGUAUCAGGCAGCUUUGACCUCGGCGCCAAGGUGCAUACGCACGCCAUGUCUCCCGUCGCAUCCUCCAACCUGCUGGUUGCGUGUGGCACGCAGCACCCGGCCGUGAAGCUUGUCGACCUGCGCUCGGCGGCCGCUGUCCAGUCGCUGGUCGUCCCCGGACCGAUGGGCGGUGCUGCGGGGCCGACGCUGGCGCUUGCCUGGUCGCCUGCGCAUGAGCAUGUGCUUGCUGCGGGGUCGGUGGAUGGGGGGGUGAGGAUUUGGGAUGUCAGGAGGGGCGCGGGGGGGUUGGUGGGGAUGUUGGAUUGUGAGGAUGCUGUUGGGAUUGGUACCGGUAGUAAUGGGGGUGGUGGUGGUAGGGGGGAUGGGCCAAGGUUGUCGGUUAAGGCACAUUCCGGCCCGGUCAACGGACUUGCUUGGACCGAUGAUGGGGAUUAUAUCAUCUCGGCGGGCCACGACCGGCGGAUUCGCGUCUGGGACGCCGCGACGGGCGCGAAUACCCUGGCCAACUUUGGGCCGAGCAUCCGGAACAGCCAGCUGGGCAGGGUGACUAUGUUUGUUUCUCCCACUGGGCUGACGCCGCCUGGCAGGGAACUGCUGUUCUUCCCGAAUGAGACGGAGAUUUUGGUUAUGGAGCUGCAUGAGGGGACUAUUGUCACGAGGUUGCGUGGUACGGGGCCGGCGGUGGCUUCUGUCAGGGCUGAGCGUGGGGGAGAGAGGACUGUUAAAAACAGGUUGACGAGCAUCGUGUGGAGAGGAGCCGGCGGCGGCGGCAGUUCCAGCGGGGUAGUCAUGGGAGGGACCAACGCUGCUGGCGGUAUCUACAGUGCACAUUUGGAUGGGCAGAUACGAGCUUGGCUGCCGCAGCUUGAAGGCUCGGACGGUGAAGAUGAAGAGGAGAGCCAGCGGAAUGAGGAUGAUGUUGGAGCUAGGAAAAGGAAGGCUCUCGACGAUGCUUUCCAGAGUUUGAUGGGGAGGAAGAUAACUUUCUCCUAAGUCGUGUCAUGUCGAAUGCAGCCGGGGUUCCAAGACACAGUAUCUCACGAAAAUAAUGAGCGUUACGAGCAACUCAUAAAGCGGUCAUUGGGUGAGUGGGAAUAUUAAUCUACAUUCCUCUCAAUCUUUGCCCUGAUUACCCAGUGCAA
Canariomyces notabilis is the source of this 1887-nucleotide messenger RNA. RefSeq names its product WD40 repeat-like protein. The record is from RefSeq and is a predicted model, not a curated record. Gene Ontology annotation, molecular function: protein binding. The transcript has 3 exons. Bases 422 to 1738 code for a protein of 438 amino acids. NCBI's taxonomy places the organism in Eukaryota, Fungi, Ascomycota, Sordariomycetes, Sordariales, Chaetomiaceae. Gene Ontology annotation, cellular component: Cul4A-RING E3 ubiquitin ligase complex; nucleotide-excision repair complex. Gene Ontology annotation, biological process: proteasome-mediated ubiquitin-dependent protein catabolic process; transcription-coupled nucleotide-excision repair; protein polyubiquitination.